Messenger RNA from Pochonia chlamydosporia 170, 1521 nucleotides. RefSeq names its product reverse transcriptase. The record is from RefSeq and is a predicted model, not a curated record. Lineage: Eukaryota; Fungi; Ascomycota; Sordariomycetes; Hypocreales; Clavicipitaceae. Bases 1 to 1521 code for a protein of 506 amino acids. The transcript is spliced from 2 exons.
AUGGCAUUAGACCUAACACGACUGCGCCAGCUGUACACGUUCUGGCGAAACCAGGCCAGAGCACAACGGCGGGCGGGCCGAGCGCGAUCGGAUUUGGAGCGACGGGCCAAGGAAGCAGCAAAGGAGUACCAUGACGCCAUACGAUGCCAGAAGAAGGCGCAUUGGGACGAUUUCCUGGCCGAAGAUGUCAACAUCUGGAAGGCGGCCAAAUAUCUCGAACCUGGAAAGGACAACAUGGGCGACAAAGUGCCACCCCUCAAGAGGGAAGACGGAUCCAUGACAGAGAGCAAGACAGAUCAAGCAGAGCAGCUGCUGAGCACUUUCUUCCCGCCUUUGCCGGCGAGGAUCGACGAGGAAGGGGAGAGACAGCAACGACGAGCGGUAUCUAUGCCGGACCUGACGCUGGAAGAGAUCGAAGUUAAAGUCAUGGCAGCGAAACCUUGGAAAGCACCUGGAGACGAUGGCGUCCCGGCGAUGGUGUGGAGACGGCUCUGGCCGGUAGUGAAGUACCGGGUGCUGACUCUCUUCGAUGCGUCGCUCAGGGACGGCACAGUGCCUCGCCAAUGGCGGAGGGCGAAAAUCAUUCCGCUCAAGAAGCCGGACAAGGGCGAUUAUACAGACGCCAAAGCGUGGCGGCCGAUAUCUCUUUUGUCAACGCUCGGGAAGAUAAUGGAAGCGGUCAUCGCUGAGCGCAUCUCUUAUGCGGUAGAGACCUACGGGCUCCUGCCUGCAAACCACUUCGGAGCGAGGAAGCGACGAUCUGCGGAGCAAGCGCUCCUAUUGCUGCAGGAACAAAUCUACAAGGCAUGGCGAGCUCGCAAGGUACUCAGCCUGAUCAGUUUCGAUGUCAAAGGCGCCUACAACGGGGUGUGCAAAGAGCGACUGCUGGCUAGGAUGAAAGCGCGAGGGAUACCGGACAGGCUGAUAAGGUGGGUUGGAGCCUUUUGCUCAGACCGAGCGGCCUCCAUAGUCGUGAACGGGCACGCAUCGGAAGUACGUAAACUGCCCCAAGCCGGCCUGCCGCAGGGGUCGCCACUAUCGCCAAUCUUGUUUCUUUUCUUCAACGCAGACCUAGUACAGCGAAGGAUUAAGGCGGAAGGCGGAUCCAUUGCCUUCAUUGACGACUACUCGGCCUGGGUGACCGGCCCGACCGCGGAGGCGAACCGGUCAGGUAUUCAGUCAAUUAUUGAAGGUGCGCUCGAGUGGGAAAAGCGCAGCGGUGCAACGUUUGAAGCGGAAAAGACGAUGGUCAUUCACUUCACGCGAGUCACGGCGCGAAACAGUGCCGAGCCGUUUCUGAUCAAAGGAAAGGACGUCAAGCCUAGAAACAGCGCAAAAAUCCUGGGAGUGGUUAUGGACGUAGGCCUGCGGUACCAGGAGCACAUGGCUAGAGCGGCCGCCAGGGGGCUUACUGCCGCCAUGUGCCUGAGAAGGUUGAAAAUGCUGUCACCAAAGGCAGUGUGUCCAAUAGUAUUUGCGAUAUGGCAAUACGUAUUACCAUAUAUUGAUAUUACCAUAUGA